Messenger RNA from Aspergillus nomiae NRRL 13137, 1731 nucleotides. RefSeq lists its product as uncharacterized. Gene Ontology annotation, biological process: regulatory ncRNA-mediated gene silencing. The coding region runs from base 1 to 1731 and encodes 576 amino acids. The record is from RefSeq and is a predicted model, not a curated record. Lineage: Eukaryota; Fungi; Ascomycota; Eurotiomycetes; Eurotiales; Aspergillaceae. Gene Ontology annotation, cellular component: ARC complex. The transcript has 6 exons.
AUGGCUUCUAAGGAUACCAAGGCUCUUCAAAGCCUGCCCCUCCGUCCCCUUGAGGACGUCAAUGACUCCCACCAGUCGGCUGUUGGCAGCGGUGGAGCUAGCUUGACUGGUCCUCAUCAGGUUAUAGGCAAUGAACCGGACCCUACUCACCAGGAAGCUGCCGAAGCAGGAAUGCCUACUGUGACUGAUCCUAUGGAGGUCACUGACAACCAAGCCAACUCCUCCCAUAAACCGCGUCUUGACGACGGAGAAGCAACUAUAACCGAUUCCGUCAAGACUGCAGGUAGUGCGGCCAUGUCUAAGCUGCAGACAAAAGUUGACAGUGGAGAAUCGUCCCUGCUUACUCCUGUUCAGGCUGCAGAAGACCAAGCUGACUCUACCUCUCAGCCAGCUGCGGGCGAUGGUGACACUACCUUGACUCAACCUAACCAGGCUGCAGAUGAACAAGCUAAGUUAGCCAACUCUGUGCAUUCGUCUAUUGUUGACGAAGAGAAAAAUAUGGCUACUGUGGACUUAGUUGCGCCCAAGAAAAAGAAAAAGAGAAAGCCUAAGUCUAAAGCCAAGCACGGAAAGGGCAAGCCUACCGGUUUUGAGGAGUACUAUGUCGAUGCACCCAUCACUCCAAAGGAGUAUGAGGAAGAGAAAGAGCUCUAUGACAUACCUCUUAUCCAUCGCAUUGAGGCCGCCAUCCUGCGAUACCAGAACAAUCGUCGCAUGGAUCCUGAGAGACGCGAGGUGUUCAUGAGUGAGCAAGUUCUUAUUGCAAAGGGACAGGCGAACAUCCGCCAGGAGUGUACAAAGCUUACAGUCGACUUCAACACUGUCGUGAAGGGAUACCUGACCUCCUACUUCCCAUACUUUUUCAAUCCUGAAACCGAGGACAUGGUGAAGCUAGCCACUGUCACGAUCCGAAAUUUCCUCUCCUAUCUCCUCUACCAUGAGGUGUGCCCCGAGUACAAAGAGAAUAUCGAAGAGGCGCGCAGGUCGUGUGACAUCGCAGCCAAAGAACUGUGGCAGAAUCAGGAGUUCGCAACCUCCAGCCCCGGAGAUUUCAACAAGGCCUGCUCUACGCUCUUCGGUGGCUUCUUCUACGAUGUGAAUGUCGAGGAAAAUAAUUGGAAUAACCGAAAGAACGGAAACUUUCUAAUGAGAAACGACGUCGCGCGUAAAGUGGUCAAGUUCGCGAUGGCUGGUUCAGGAACAAAUGCCAUGGCCCUUCGAUUCCAGACGUUGGCUAACCAGAGUACAUUGCAUUCGACGCUUGUGCCAGAUAUUCACGGCUUCGAGGUGAUUACAGUCUUCCCUCCCACGCCAGAGAUUCGUGAAUUCUACAGAAAACACGCACCUGACCUCAACCCUGUUGGACGAAUGGUCGGUAAAGCGUACCGUGAUCCUGGAAAGCCUUGCUAUGAUCUAAGUGCAGAGGAAAGACUGUUAUGGGAAACUGGGACUGCUUCAAUGCCUGAUUUUCAAUUUUUCCUGGAAGAAAAUCUGCUCAAGCUCUGUUAUCCCAAGAUGAAAGUGAUCACUCCGGUGUGGGAACUCAACUGCGGAUUUAACUUCUUUGAAGACGUUCAUACUGUUUACAGCUCAAUCUACACUGUUCUCUGCAACGAUCUUAUGCUGGGCUAUAAGCAGUCGGUUGACUUGACUGGAAAAGAACAGGACGAUGCUGAGGAGAUCGAGGAGUCGAACGGUACUGGUGUUGAGAAGAACGAGAUAACACUGUAA